AUGCCGUUAAAUUCAGAUGACGACACAAAAAACUAUGGCAGACGUUUAGACAAAGGACGAGAGACAUCUAGAAGCGAUCAGGCUUGGACUGUUACAGCUUACCGUGGACAUGAUGACCAAUCCAUCUCCAAGUCGCCAGGCUGGAUGCGGUACAUGGACGUGUCACCAACGUCUAACCAGUCCCUGGAGCGAAGUUUUCCUGUAUGUCCUCACCCACCCGAAGACCGUAUCGAAGUGUUCCAGGUUCAGAAGAGGCCCGUCUCCCUUCGGCACAUUCGUACGAUCACCGAUCCAAACUUCACAUUCAUGAACGAUCUCAUAGCAGUGGGCCGGGACCAGUUUUACAUCACCCGCUAUAACUGGUACCGUUCCGGGGACUGGAUCAAGUUUGCCCACUGGUUGCACAUAAAGGAGGGAACUAUCUUUUUCUACGACGGACAUCGGGCCAGACAGGCUGUCAGCGAAACGUAUUAUUUGUCGGAUGGCAUCAGCGUUUCCCCGGACAAACGGACGGUCUACAUGUCUGAGUGGGGCAAGAAGACGCUACACGCAUACCGUCGGAAAUCCAACAAUAAACUAACUCCGCUCUGGAAAGAGUACUUGGACACAGGCAUUGAUAAUAUCAACGUGGACCAAGAGACUGGUGACCUCUGGAUUGGCUCCCAUUCGGUCACGUGGAGGCUUGUGGACUUUUAUGGAAUCUUCGGCAAGCAAACCGCUCCCAGUCAGGUGCUUCGUGUGAAGGUCAGCGAUGGCGGAGUCGAUGCUGUCGAGGAGAUUUAUUCUGAUAAUGGGGAGGAAUGUGCCGGCUCCACAUCCGCUGUCUAUGCAGAGGGCAAGCUUAUGAUUGGCAGCCUCUUCGAGCAGACGAUUACUUGUGACAUCGCAUACCUGUCUAAGUAG
This is a messenger RNA of Mya arenaria, 903 nucleotides long. Its product is annotated as serum paraoxonase/arylesterase 1-like. The transcript has 8 exons. Bases 1 to 903 code for a protein of 300 amino acids. The record is from RefSeq and is a predicted model, not a curated record. Gene Ontology annotation, molecular function: arylesterase activity. Lineage: Eukaryota; Metazoa; Mollusca; Bivalvia; Myida; Myidae.